Cuscuta epithymum is the source of this 2098-nucleotide messenger RNA. NCBI's taxonomy places the organism in Eukaryota, Viridiplantae, Streptophyta, Magnoliopsida, Solanales, Convolvulaceae. The record is from the annotation of a GenBank genome assembly.
AAUAUUCAAUUGUACGUAGUAUUUCAAAAAAAAAUCAAUUGAUACUCAUUAUUUUUCCAGUUCGUAAAGGUAAUGACAAUUGAUACUCUAUUUCCACAACUUUCAACAUUUAUUCAGGCAUUAUUAAGAGAAAAGCUUUUGGCAGAUGAAAAUAGAAGCUUUUAGUACAAAAGUGCACAAUAAAAACUCAUUCGGAGUAAAUGAAAUUCCGGAUGGCAACAUACAAAUCUUCGGCGCUCCUGGGAUCAAACACCUCCACCCCAUGAUGCCCGGUAUUCAGAAACUGCGGCACCACCCUAACCCCGUGCACCCUCAACCACUCCGCCAGCUCCUUCUGCCUAUCCACCAGUGGGUCCCCCGCGUAUCCUCUCACCAAACUCCUCGGCAGCCGUCCGAUCUUCUCCCCCAGCUGGGGCCCAUCAGUAAACGGGUUAGAAAACCCGUGGUCACGAUCCGCCCCCUUCGGCAACGCGAGGGCCCACAUCAGGUCGUUUGCGUGCAACGGGAGCACCUUAUCGUUGACCAGUCUUCUCUCCGAAUCGGUUCUAUGGACCCCACCGAAGUACGGCUGGUUCAUUAUCAGCCCUUCGAUCUUCACCGGAGAGAGAUCGGUGUCGAGCGCACGCAAUGCCGCGUGGUACACGAUGUUUCCCCCCGCGCUACUCCCCAUCAGGAAAGUUCUAGAGAAGUCCACCAGCUCAGCCAUCCACGGAUCGCAGUCCCCGCCGCUCGCGGCGGCCACCGCCUGCUCUCGUGCCCACACGAGAGCAUCCACGGCGUCCUCGUAGGCUGCGGGGAGCCGGUGCUCCGGGGCGAGACGGUACUCGACGGAUGCGACGACGGCGGGGAGCAGAGCCGCCAUUUUGUUGCAGGAUUCGUGGAAAACGAUGGACGCGACGCUGAGAAGUACGAAGCCGCCGCCGUGGAAGUAGAUGAUCAGAGGGAGCUUGGACGUCGUCGGAGAUGAGGAAUUUGAAUCGGAGGGAGGCGGCGGGGGGCGGAAGAGGCGGAUGAAGGUGGCGGAGGAGGGGUUGAGAGGGAUGUCUUUGGAGAGGGGAAAUCGGGGAUCUGAUGGGUUGGAGGGUGAGAUGGGAACGCCGUCUAGCCUGGUUACGGAUCCAUCAGCGUUGGGAACAAUCUUCAGGAAUUUGUAGGCUUGUUCUUCCAUUUUGCUAGAAUCCAUGGAGUUUGAUGAAGAUGAUAGCUGAUCGUCGCUCAUAUUAUAAGAAGCUAGCUAGGAUGGGAUGGGAGUUAGUUGGAUUGAUGAGAUAUUUAUUGCAAUUAUAGGAGGAGAUUAUCGGAGUGGCGGCUCAGAAGUUAAAACACUCGCUCUCGACGAAUGAUUACUCUCUGCAGCAAGUCAGCAACCCACCACUUCUCUGCAACAACCAAACGACGAAGGAGCUGCGCAACAAAGGUUCCCAAUCCGGUCGAAACUCGUCUAAACGCUGCUCGAAUCAAAGGGAAAAGAGGCGUGGUGUACUGGGAUCGUUUGAGUUCCCCUUCAACCGUCAAUAACCGUUUGAAUCGAGGUAUUUCAUCAAGUCAAGUGACUGUUGUACUUGAUCAGGCGGUAGAUGUGCAGGGAUACCAUGACACUUGUUCAGGCAUUAUUUUACUGUGCGCUGAUGUAUUGUGUCGAGUGGAUUAUGGAUAUAUGGCCACCUCUCAGCAUUCCACCGCAUCUACAUCCGCAGCAGGGUCUCCUCAGGAAGUCUGACGUGAUAGAGUUGUUCUUCAGCCUCGUAACCAGUGCAGGCGUCCCCGAGCACAGCCACAUGAACUUCAUGAUGAUGAUGAUCACGUUGACUUAUGAUCUUUGUAUUUAAAUUAUUGUGUGAAAGUUGCAGCAUGCAGUGACAGAUCGAAUCAUUUUGUGAAACACCAGAUUUAUUAUAACUUUUAUGAUUUAUUUCAAGUUUUGUGGUGCAUUGAUUCGUUUUGUGAAAGUUUCAUAAUAUGUAGUUUCAUUGAUUCGUUUUGUGUUUUGGAUGUAUGUUGUCAUGUAGUUUCAUUUAUUCGUUUUGUGUUUCGGGUGUAUUUUGUCUUAGCAAAUCAUAUGUUUGGUUGUUUUUUUGAGUAGAAUGGACUGUGAGUU